CAAAACACAAAAGAAACAAAAAUGAACUUGAAUGAUUAUGCUUUUAGUUCAAAGUUCAUACACUCCUCAUCACAGCUAAUUACAAAAAUUACUUGUGGAGCAAAUUGUAGAAAGUGUGUGUGAAUGUAAGCCACUCACACACACUGUGUUCUAUGACCCAUGAAUGCCAUUUCCCAUUAUUAUGUCUUUGAAGAUAAAUGCCUCGGAAAGCUAGAAAUGUUUUGGGAUUUUUGUUUUGGAAACCUAUAUUUUUUUUUUAAUUAAUAGAUUGAAUAAUUGUUAUUUACUUUCUCUCUUUAGAUCCUCAUUCUCCAGUCAGUCUCAUUUCAUUGUUUAGGCUGUUAUAGACGAAUUCUUUGGGAUUUGUGUCUCUGAGUAUUGUCUGGUUUUAUUUUUAGUUGUUUGAUUGGUUCAUCACCAAAACAAAUGUCAACAACUCUAUCUCUGAUGGCCAAUCUCAUAAUUUAUUCCUCUGUACCAGAAAUAUUUUGGGAUUAGUGUUUCUGGGCCUUGUUUGAUUUUAAAGUCCUAUAAUUGUUUGAUUGAUUCAUGGGUAGCUCAUUGUUCUCUGUACUUUGCUUGUCAUUUCUUUUUCUGGGUCCUUGUUAUUCUGUGUCUACUAGAGACCAAGAGAGAGAUAGGAUCACGAAAUUGCCUGGGCAGCCAAGCAAUGCCGGUUUCGCUCAGUACUCGGGUUAUGUGACUGUACAUCAGGAAGCUGGAAGGGCAUUGUUUUACUGGCUGAUUGAGUCUCCGAAGAGCCGUAGACCCGAGUCAAGGCCACUCCUGUUGUGGCUCAAUGGAGGGCCUGGUUGUUCAUCUGUAGCUUAUGGAGCUGCCGAAGAGAUUGGACCUUUUCGUAUUCGUUCUGAUGGGAAGACCCUUUACUUGAAUCCUUAUGCUUGGAACAAUCUGGCAAAUUUGCUUUUCCUCGAAUCACCAGCUGGUGUUGGUUUUUCUUAUACAAACACAACAUCGGAAUUAUAUACGGGAGGUGACCAAAGAACAGCUGAAGAUGCACAUACAUUUCUUGUCAAUUGGUUCGAAAGGUAUCCACAAUACCAGUAUAGAGAUUUUUAUAUUGCUGGAGAAAGUUAUGCAGGUCAUUAUGUUCCUCAAUUGUCUCAAAUUAUUUACCAAAAAAACAAAGGAAUUAAGAAUCCCAUUAUUAAUUUCAAAGGUUUCUUGGUGGGUAAUGCUGUUACCGAUGAUUACCAUGAUUAUAUUGGCACGUUUGAGUACUGGUGGACCCAUGGUUUGAUUUCUGGCUCCACCUAUAGAAUGCUUCGAACAGCCUGCGACUUUGGAUCCUCUAUGCACCCAUCAAGUGAUUGCGUUAAGGCUCUCAGGCUUGCGGACGCAGAGCAGGGAAAAAUCGAUCCGUACAGCAUUUUCACACAACCUUGCAAUGAUACUUCAUCACUAAGGCGCAAUUUAAGGGGUCACUAUCCAUGGAUGUCCAGAGCAUAUGAUCCGUGCACUGAGAGGUAUACGAAAAAGUACUUUAAUCUCCCGGAAGUUCAGAAAGCAUUCCACGCCAAUGUAACUGGGAUUCCCUAUUCAUGGAAUUCAUGCAGUGAUAUUGUUGGUUACUACUGGGUGGAUUCUCCACUAUCCAUGCUUCCUAUUUAUCAAGAACUGAUAUCUGCCGGUCUCAGGAUUUGGGUAUUCAGUGGGGAUACUGAUGCAGUAGUUCCUGUGACUGCAACUCGAUAUUCCAUUGAUGCUUUGAAGCUUCCGACUAUUACCAACUGGUACCCGUGGUAUGAUAAUGGAAAGGUUGGUGGGUGGAGCCAAGUAUACAAAGGACUGACUCUUGUUACAGUAACUGGAGCAGGACAUGAGGUUCCGCUUCAUCGCCCCCGACAAGCUUACAUUCUUUUCCGAUCAUUCCUGGAGAACAAGCCCAUGCCAAGCUGAUCCCAAUUCAUCAAUUUUAUCUUUUCCGUGGCAAAUAAACAAAAAAAAAUUUAACCUGAUUUAAUGGGGCUUGAAAAGAGAGAAUAAGAGGUAACUUGUUCCUCUUUGUUACUGUCAGUACCUCUCCAUUCUUGCCUAUAGUUGUGGCAGCUUUUUCAAUUUUGUUUUGUUGUUCCUUAACUAUUUAGUAAAUUCAUAAAUUAUGUAUAAAAGUUAUGCUCUGUAUAA
This is a messenger RNA of Cornus florida, 2148 nucleotides long. RefSeq names its product serine carboxypeptidase-like 27. Bases 550 to 1920 code for a protein of 456 amino acids. The record is from RefSeq and is a predicted model, not a curated record. Gene Ontology annotation, molecular function: serine-type carboxypeptidase activity. NCBI's taxonomy places the organism in Eukaryota, Viridiplantae, Streptophyta, Magnoliopsida, Cornales, Cornaceae. Gene Ontology annotation, biological process: proteolysis. Gene Ontology annotation, cellular component: vacuole. The transcript is spliced from 9 exons.